CGACACCAACAGGUUGUGGAAACGACUGCAGUAGGGCAAAAAACAAAAUGCACACAGGUAAAAAUUAAGAUCCGAGUGAGUGAUCUUCUCAACUAAAGAUUGCAUCAAUAGAAUCUCUUCUGUCCGAGUUUAAAGGAUCUAUAAAUAGCUGACAUGGCCACUAUGAAUGCUGGGACCCCCCAGCCGGGGGAACCCACGGACGAGGCCCAGCUCCAGGCCAAACUGGAACGCUUGGCCAGUACGUACUUCGAGAAGUUCUCCACCCCCGUGUUCAGAAUGCAAGAGCUGAUCGGCUUCCACAAAAACCACUGGCUGCUCUCUGACGAUUUCAAGAUGGCGUACGAUCAACCGGUCGGCCUCAUUAAAGGUUUGAACCCGCUCAACUCCAACAGCUGUGUUCUGAUGGUGCCUGAGGACCCAGUCCUAGCAGAGAAUAAGCUUGGCCUGGACUACCGCGAGGUUCACCAGGUGAUUCGGGAGCUGACCUACGGGAUCUACGUCCUGAAUCAGACCCCCAGCAUCUCCCUGGAGGCACUGUAUGAUCAGGGCACCUGGUGUAACCUACCCCCGGGCUUCAACGACACUCACAUUGGUCAGCUGUUGAUCAGCGUUGACUACAUGAUGAAGUCCUUGUGGCAUGGAGCGUACUUUCCCAAAGAGAAGAGGACCAAAUUCAAUGACAAAUGGAGGGAGCACUUCCAAGUGUCCAAACAGAAUGGAAAACCAGAGAAAGAGAAGUCCUUCCUCUCCGAUUUCCUCAGUCAUGGCAUGGUAGAUAUGGGUAAAGAUCCUGAUUACUGUGAUGCGUACAACGACCUUCAGUUCGAUAACGAGGACGACCCAGACAUGAUAAAAGAGCGAAUUCACUUCAUGAAGCACAUAGAGGACAUCUGUAUGCAGAUGACGCUGUACCAGAAAAAAGUGAUGCAUGAAAAAGACAUUUACAUGAUGGAGGCCGAUAUGACCAUAUCCAGUAUCGUUCGACUGCUGGAUGAUCGGAUAAAUCACGACGACUACGAGCGCGUGAAUACGAGACUUCAAAUGCACGAAAACAUGCUGAGGGAAAACCUUAUGAAAAAGAUGGACAUCAGACGUCAGUUGUUCAUUCUGAAGUUUGUGAGUUUUCUGACGCCGUUUUUGAUUGGGAUGAGGAAGAGAAUGAAGAUUCCUGACACAACACGGUUUCUGCCAGAUCUCUCAGAGGACCAAUGUAAGACAGAAGAAGAGCUGCCACCAUUAAUGCUGGGAGACGACUUUAAGUGUAAAAACUUCUACCCCGACAAAAACAAAUACUUUCACCUGCACGGGGGAAUAAACAUCGACUUUGAGACAGACGAUCUAGAAGCGACACCUAAGGAAGUGACCAACAGAUAUUCGGAUAUCCUAGCAAUAGCUGAGCAAGGUUUUAUAAAAGCCAUUUCCAUGGAAACUAUCAAAGAGCAUUAUGAGGUGCCAAAAAUUACAGUGGAUGGAAAAGAGUACUACCUGAUCUUCCUGGAGUUUGAGACGUUCUUUAAUCCCCAGCAGCCCGCCUGGAUAAAGGCCUUCAACACAAAGCUGACCAUUGACCUAGAAAGAAAGUACCUCCCCCUACAGGACACGCCCAUGUGGGACAUCUUUGUCAAACAUUUUGGCAAGAAAAAGACUGGAAAGUUAAAGGCUCAGAUGACGGGACCGCGAGCGGCGGCCAUUAGAGGACUGGUCAUCAUCUUUGUCCAUAUGUGUCGCAAAACUCUGGGACAGCAGAUGUCACGGUUGACAAAGCAAGACGAACACGGUCUGUCGCUUUUGCAUCACGCUGCAAUGAACAAUCGGCCGCAGAUAAUUGUCAGUCUGCUGCGACAAACCGUGGAUAUCAAUUCUAGACGCAACAACAUCUUGUCCACAGUGUAUAGUGAGUUUCAACCAACCAACAGCGAGUCUGAUGAGUUGGAUGUGUUUAAAGCAGAGGAAAUUCAGGCUCGAAAGGAAGGACUGCCAUAUCUCCCAGUAAAGUCAGGACCAGGUCCGACUGGGCUCCAUAUCGCUGCCCGUUGUGGGGCCUUGGAUGCUGCGGCCUGUUUGUUGGCGUGUUGUGCAGGACAGACAUUGUACGAUCAGGACGGAUGGGCCCCGAUCCACCACGCUGCUUUCUUCGACCACGAGUCGAUCAUCAAAUUAAUGGCCAGGAGGAACAAUCCAGUCAUAGAGCUGCUGACUAGGAACGAUGUUCGGUCCACACCUCUGUUGCUAGCUGCGAGUUCUGGAGGACUCUCUGCCGUGAAAUGUUUGAUCAAACUCGGAGCGGACAUUUCCCGGCUGGACGGGGAAGGGAACGGAAUGGUCAAUCUCGCUGCCAUGAGAUUCCACACUAACGUCUUGGAGUAUCUCAUUGAGUGGGGCCACCAGAAAGCCCCUGUGUGGAAGAUUCUUGUUAAAAUGCUGACUGAUCCAGAAGUGGAAAAGAAGGACAGUGCUGUCAAAUGUCUGGAGGUCUUGUCUACGUCAAAACCGGAGCACUGGAAAUCCAUUCUGGAAGCAGGGGGUAUCCCAGCCUUGGUGACCUUGCUGAGUUCAGACAAUGAAGUCCUCCAAUCAGUGGCCGCCUCCGUCAUCGUCAACAUCUCGGAACAUGCGGAGGUUCGUCAUGCUCUGACGGCUGCCAAAGCUGCCCCAAUUCUGAUCCAGCUGCUCAACUCUCCAGACGAUAACAUUCAGUCUCGCGUGGCCAUAAUCCUGUCGGACAUUGCCAGUGUCCAAGGAAACCAGUCGCUUAUUGCGGACGAAGGCGGGAUUCCCCCGCUGAUUCAUCUUAUGGACUCUGAGCUGGAGGAAGUCCUGAUAAACACUGUCAAUGCCGUCCGUGUUCUCUGUGCAGGAAAUCCCCCCAAUCAGGACGCGGUGGCGGAAAACGGAGGAAUCGCAUUUCUUCGCGAGUUUCUGACAUUGGAUUCAGAGAAAUUAAAAGCGGCAACAGCAGCAUGUAUUGCGGCGAUCUCUUCAGGAAAUAAAAAGAACCAGGACGCUCUGUUAGAGGCGGGAGCUUUAGAGCCCUUGGUGGAUAUAAUUAAUGGAACAGCUAAUGAGACGGUGCGGGUGAAGUGUGCUAAUGCCAUCGAGGCGCUGGCCCAGGAUAACCUUGCCUGCCAACAGACCUUCCUCCGAAUUAAGGCCCCCACUGCUCUCAAAAAACUCCUCAAGAACUUUAAUGUAUCGGUGAAGGAACAUGGGGCCAAGGCACUCUGGGCUUUGGCGGGCAGCACCACUUCCCAGCAGAAGUACAUCGCCGAGAAAACCAGCAUCCCCGACAUCUGUAGCAUGCUACUGGAGGACACAGAGAAACUGCUGCAAGUCGGCUGCAUGAUGUCGAUAGCCUUGGGGAGAGAGAACAUCGAGAACCAGAUCAAACUAGCUCAGACAGAGGCUUUCAAUCAACUCGUCCGUCUGCUGCGGACUCACAAAGACUCGCCUCAAGUCAUACUCAUGGUCAUCCAGGUGCUUGGAAUUCUGUGUGUGGGGGUUGCAUAUUGUAACAACAAAGUAACACAGAGAAAAAUAGCAGAAGAAGGGGCUAUCCCGACCCUGGUGACCUACUUAAAUCAGCCUCCUUCAGAAGAGGUCCAGGUGGAAGUUGCCAUAGCGCUGGGGUGCAUUGUCCUUAGCAACACUCGUAACCAGGAACUACUUCAAGAAGAACCAGGAUUUAACUUUGACGUGCUACUGGAUUUGUUGAAGUCAAAGAGUGAAGCUAUCCGACUCCGAGCAGGCAUGGCCCUGACCAUCUUCGCGUUUAACAAUACUCCGCAACAGUACGCCAUCAGAGAGGCAGGCGGCAUAAAAUACUCUGUCUUCGAACCUUUCCUCAACUCCAGCAUAGAAUAUGAUGUCUGUUACGCUGCGUUUCAGAUUGUGGUGCUUGCGCGGGUGAUAGUCGAUCAGGACCAAGUGAUGUUGACGGCUCGCGGUGUCACGCUGCUCGUAGAGAAGCUCCACUCCACCGAGGACAAUGUGAUCGUACUCGCCGCGAGUCUCCUAUCGAGUCUCGCUCACACGCGGGCAGGAAUCCCUGAUGCCAUGGUAACCACAGGCGCCAUCGAUGUGUUAGUGGAAAAACUCUCCUCACGGAAUGACCAAGUUCGGAGUGCAUGUGCGGUUGCCCUUGGUUACUUGACUUUCAACAGGACUGCUGCGAGGAUUUUGUUCAGUGCUUGUCGAAACACUCCUGGAUUGUACAAAAAGCUCGACGAAAACAUUGGGAAAAAUGCCAAAAUUAGUCAGGAGUUUGUGCAGGAUUUCAAACGAGCAAAGAUUGUUGGAUUGCCGUCUCAAUGCCUUGAGAUUAAUGGUGGACCUCCAGUAAUUCCUCCCAGCAGAAACAGUAUGAGACCGAUGACUGGUACGACAAGUCGAGCUACCACCGCCCAAGCUACAAGCCGAGCGAAAUCAGCUCCGGGGAAGAGAUCGCCGCCGAGAUCAUCCCCUAACCCCAGCGUGGUUGUUGUAAGUACCCCUGACAACAGUCGCCCCUCAACGGCCUCACCCCUCAGGAUCCACCCCAGCUCUCUGUUCCGACCUGCCUCCUCCCCCCACACCAGAAAAGGGGCGCAGUCACCCCCAGAUGCAACCUUCAAAACGCGAUUAUCUUCGUGGAAGGAAGAAAUCUGAUGAAAAUGUUUCAGAGUUUUUUGUAUUAAAUGAAAUGUAAUUCAUUUCUGUGUGUUAAAUACCCCUAAAUUGAAUAAGUCUAUAAAAUUAUUAUUUUUUUAAAAUAAAAACACUGUCUCAGGAAUUAAAGUUAAUUGACUUUUAAUAGGACACUGUUUCCUAUUAUUACUAUACUUUAACGCUUAAUUUAUCUAGAGAUGUCUAGAAAUUUGUUUGCAGUCUUAAAUGAAGAAUUCAAUUUUCAUUUUGAAUUCAAGAACAAUUACUUAUGAAAAUUAUUGUAUAUGUUUAAAAUAUUGUAGAUGUAUGAUGUAAUAUAUACUAGUAGUGCAAUCAGUCAUGCAAUUCAUUAUUUUGCUCCCUUCAAUCAUUAUGACCCCUGACACAUGCAUUUCAUACUUCAUACAAAAUUUUGAUUGCAUAACUUUAAAGUUAUUUAGAUGAUGUCUGUUGUUAAUUCUUUACAGAUUCCUGUUUUUUCUGUAUUUUCAGAGUUUUAAUGUAGAAAAGAAAUUGAGUAAGCAAUCUACAAUGGCAUAAGGUUUCCAAGAAACAAUGAAAUAUAAUGUCUCAUAAUUUCAGUCAGUUAAAACACUGAUUUAGAGAAUGAUUUUAAAUGAAUGCUGUAUUGCAUUUAAGAAUCUUAGAAGAAUUCAUUCAGGACUAAAUGUGCUAAAUUUCACAAUAAGAAAACCAGAUGAUUAUUAAAUACAUGCGCAACUUAAAGCAAGUCCUGAUUCUAUGGUAAAAAGGAAAAACAAUGGGGGAACAUAAAAACAAACCAAGCUACAGAUUCAGUGUGUAUAUAGUUAUGUAAGAAAAUCCAUUUUAUGUUUCCUUGGGAAUUUUAUGCCACAUCUUGUAUCUUUUGUACGCAUCAUGUUUAAGCCAGACACCUUUUACUUAAGUCAAUUUUUUAAUGCAUGCACAAUUUUGAUUUUUUUUUUUGACACUUUUGUUCACAAAAAUAGAUUUAAAUUUUUUGUUCUCAAUCAAUUUGAUAUUCAAUUUUUGUAAUUAAACUAUCACAAACACAGUCACCUUGAAAGUUAAUGCAAAGUUUAAUUUACUUAUAUUUAAAAAGGACAUCCAAGUUACAACACAUAUUGUAAACCUGUUGCUACAAUUGACCCUCGCUAGCAGCUUUCUUCAGCUUAACACUGCAUUUGUUGCUAAACGUACUGUAUUUCCCGCAAAAAUGUAAUACAAAGCAUGCCUGUAUGUAAUUUCAGUGAUUCAAUAAAUUGAAGAAAUUAGACCAAAGUAAUAUGAUAUUAAACACUGUUUGUUAAAAUUGUUAUUAUGUAUUGAACCUCAUGUAUUUCUACAUGUUGUGCCGUGGGCUAUGAGUGAGUGAGUGUUAAAUGUUGCAGAGAUACAUCUUCAUAUCAGUGUACUUUGGAAUCAUUAGAAUUUGUGGUGGCUCAAUUUUAGUGGUAAUCGAGGGUAAACCCCACCCACCCCCACAUGUCUGAAAGAUCACAGUUUUCUUACUGAAACUGGCAACCGACGCAUCCACAAAAUUACAUCACCACAGAAUAUUGAAGUACCGGGCCCACAUUCCAUGGAAAUUAGCUCCCACAAAUUUAAAAAAUUUCACGUUUUUCAUAUUUAUACUUCGAUUUCUUAAUUGGAUUCAUACUAGUCUUGAUAUCGAAAGAAAUAAUUAUGCAUUUGGGCCAAUGAUCAAAGCGUUAAUAAUAUAAUUUCAUCUAACAAUCCACUAUCAAGUUUUUUUUUUUUUAAUGUUCAAAGUACAUCAUGUUUAAUAUACAAAGAAUGAAAUAGAUUUCAUACAGACCAAUGUAUUUGUAUUAUUUUGAUCUCUGUGUGUAUUCAUCAUAUAUCGUCCAACGUGUAUAAUAAUGCACAGCGAGCCCAUUUUGAUAUAAUAUCAGCCAUGGAAUAAUUGGAAACACAGAAUUUUAUCUUAUUUGCCUCAACUAUUUCUAAAACAAUGUUUAAUUUAAAGGCCAACAAAAUAUCAUGAAACAUGAUAUUAUAUGAUGAUCAUUAAUUGACGAUCAGACUUUAAACAUAAUUAUAUGUGCACAUUUUUUCAUAAUUAGCAUACAUAAUUGUUAAAUGAUUUAUUUUUUAAAGAAAAUUAUAUUUUGCAGGGUCAAAAUACUUUCUGCAUAGGUUUCAAGAGUAAUGAAUAUCAAUGUUUGCAUUCUUUUUGAAAGCUUUACUGUAUAGUAACCCAUUUACAUAUACAAUGCCAUGUAGAUACAUGUAUAUAAGAUUUUAAACUAGUCUGUAUGUAAUGUAUAUAUUAUUUGUGAUUAUAUUGAAUGCAUUACAUGUAAUUGUUUCAAGUACUGUAUGUUAUUUCAUUAAUAAGUCUAGUUUUUUCUACUGUGAUAAAGUGCUAUUCUUUUAAGAUACACUUAAUUUAUAUGCAUUGUUUUUAUUAUUGCACAGAUUUUUUUGUGAUUUUUAUUUAUUCUUUUAUGUCAGACAUAUUUUGAUGCCUUCGCUUAAUGCUUUGUUAUGAACCAUUUCAUAUGUACUGUAAUAAAAGAUUUAAAAAAGAAAGACAACUCUUCCUUUUUC
Magallana angulata is the source of this 7200-nucleotide messenger RNA. RefSeq names its product ankyrin and armadillo repeat-containing protein-like. The transcript has 23 exons. Bases 154 to 4644 code for a protein of 1496 amino acids. Gene Ontology annotation, molecular function: cadherin binding. The record is from RefSeq and is a predicted model, not a curated record. NCBI's taxonomy places the organism in Eukaryota, Metazoa, Mollusca, Bivalvia, Ostreida, Ostreidae. Gene Ontology annotation, biological process: cell adhesion.